Lodderomyces elongisporus is the source of this 4026-nucleotide messenger RNA. RefSeq names its product sphingolipid transporter (gene NCR1). The record is from RefSeq and is a predicted model, not a curated record. The coding region runs from base 1 to 4026 and encodes 1341 amino acids. Gene Ontology annotation, biological process: sterol transport. Gene Ontology annotation, molecular function: sterol binding. The transcript has a single exon. Gene Ontology annotation, cellular component: membrane. NCBI's taxonomy places the organism in Eukaryota, Fungi, Ascomycota, Pichiomycetes, Serinales, Debaryomycetaceae.
AUGUGGCUGCUACCGUUCAACUUGAUAGCACUAUUACUCACGCAAUACAUCAAUGUGGCAUUUGCAAAUAACCAUUCUAUAGGCUAUUGCAACACCUUUGACAAUUGCGGUAAAAAGUCCAUUUUUGGAAAAGAACUUCCGUGCUCGAAUUAUACAAAGGCACAAACACCCGAUGCCGAAUCUCGAGAAAGACUCCAGAAAAUAUGUGGACAAGACUUUGAAUAUGUUUGCUGUUCCCCAGCUCAGAUAGAGUCAUUGGAGUCAAACUUGAAACGUGUCGAUGCAAUUAUUUCUUCGUGCCCUGCAUGUCACAAGAACUUUUACGACUUUUUUUGCCAAUUCAGUUGCUCUCCAAAUGAAUCGACAUUUGUUGAAAUUGUCAAAACUGAAAAUGCAAGGGAUACAGGGAAGGAGAUUGUUACCGAAAUCAACCAAUACGUUGACCCCAAAAUGGCUGAAAAGUUCUUUGACUCUUGCAAAAAUGUCAAGUUCUCUGCAACUAAUGGAUUUGCCAUGGACUUAAUUGGUGGUGGCGCCAAAAAUUAUUCCCAAUUUCUAAAAUUCUUGGGUGACGAAAAACCCUUGCUUGGUGGGUCACCUUAUCAAAUAAACUUUAAAUAUAAGCUUGAUGAAGAACAGAAAAGUGAUGGAUUGAUAUUGAGAAAAGAUGUGAUGUACAAUUGUGACGAUGAAAAGUACAAGUGCGCAUGCACGGAUUGUGAAGCCUCGUGUCCCAAACUUCCUCAUGCCAAAAACUUGCACAAAAGAUGCACUGUUGGCAUUAUACCCUGUUUUUCGUUUUCAGUUUUGACAGUGUUGGUGUGUCUAAUUGUGCUAUUGGGUGGGUAUCAUGUAUAUUUGGCCAAAGCAAAAAAAUUCAGACAAAGAAGUGGUUCAUACCACAGUCACGAUGAUGGCGACGAGGAAAUGAUUAGUCCAUUGGUAUAUGUCACAGUACGCAAACGCGUAGUGCGCCGUUUCCUGGAUAAAUUGAACUCGUAUAUUCAAAACUCGUUUGCAAAACUAGGAAGAUUCUGUUCUACAUUUCCUGGUAUAGUUAUUGGUUUCUCAUUGAUAAUAUCACUUGCAUUAUCUUUGGGUAUCUUUAAUCUUCAAUUGGAAACCAACCCAAUAAAUCUUUGGGUUAGCCCAAACGAGCCUGCAUACAUCAACCAACAAUAUUUUGAGAAAAACUUUGGUGAGUGGUUUAGAGUUGAACAAGUUAUUAUCAGUUCGAAAAAUGCAACCGAACCAAUUUUCAAUUGGCAAACAAUAUCUUGGUGGUUUGAACAAGAGCUGAAAUUAGAAAACUUGAACAAAGUUGUUUCGCUUUCAGACAUUUGCUUCAAACCAUUGGAUGAGACUUGCGCAAUUGAAUCAUUUACCCAGUACUUCCAUGGCGACAUCAAUGAAAUUAACGAGCAAAAUUGGAGAACAAAAUUACAAGAUUGCGCUAAUGCACCGGUAAAUUGUCUUCCUACAUUUCAACAACCAUUGAAGCCCCAACUAUUGUUUGAUAACAACGAUAUCUCCAAGGCUACUGCAUUCACAGUAACAAUAUUGAUCAAUAACAAUUCUACAGACACAAAGAUGACUAGAAAAUCAGAAGCUUAUGAACACUCAUUUCAAAAAUGGGCCCAAACACUUGUGGAAGAGGGAAAUAAAUUAAAUCUCAAUAUUGCCUAUAGUACAGAAGUAUCACUCACUGAAGAAUUGAACCAAUCUUCAAAUACCGAUGUUCGUAUUAUUGUCAUAUCAUACCUAGCAAUGUUUAUUUAUGCCUCGCUUGCACUUGGCGGUAAAUUACCCAAUGCAUCCAAAAUCUCCUUAGUCAAGACGAGAUUCACCUUGGGACUUUGCGGAAUUAUUAUAAUCUUGCUUUCAGUCACAGCAUCAGUUGGAUUAUUCUCUUUUAUUGGCCUUAGAUCGACCUUGAUUAUUGCCGAGGUGAUUCCGUUCUUGGUACUUGCAAUCGGAGUAGAUAAUAUAUUUCUUAUAGUACAUGAACUCCACAAAAUAAGCGAACACGAACCGGACUUGGAUAUUCCAAUUCGUAUAGCAUUUGCAAUGAGAAAUAUAGGACCGUCAUGCUUUAUUAGUGCUAUUUUGCAAAUCUCAAUGUUUUUGCUUGCAACUGCAGUAGAUAUGCCCGCAGUGAAGAAUUUUGCCAUCUAUAGUGCAGGUGCUGUAGCCAUAAACUUUAUUUUGCAGAUGACUUGUUUUGUUAGUUUAUUGGCAUUGGAUCAACAAAGAAUGGAGUCCAACAGAGUUGAUUGUGCACCAUGGAUUACAAUACCUGCAAUUAGGAUUCACGGUGGACAAGAUGAAGCAAGAGGAACAAGAAAUAGGGUGGCAGCGGAGAGAAUUGGGCAAGAAGAAGAGCAAGUUGAUGGGGAUUCCGAAGACUUUGUUGGUAAAACUGACAAACAUUUGGAGUAUAAUUUUUCUGGUUGGAUUAGUGACAGAUAUGCACCAUAUAUCUUGGGACGAACAACAAGACCAAAGAUUUUAACUUUUUUUAUACUUUGGCUAGGUAUAUCCCUAAGCCUAUUCCCUGGAGUGCAGUUUGGUCUUGAUCAAAGAAUUGCUUUACCGAGAGGUUCCUACCUUAUUGAUUACUUCAACUCCAUCUAUGACUACUUCAAUACGGGGCCACCCGUAUUCUUUGUUGUUAAGGAUCUUGAUGUUAGAACUAGAGAACAUCAAAAACAGCUUUGUGGUAAGUUUCCGGCUUGUAAUGAGUUUUCGCUAGCAAAUAUUUUGGAGCAAGAGUUUAAAAGACUGAAGAAAUCAAUGAUUGCAGAACCAACUAGUAAUUGGCUUGACGAUUUCUUCACUUGGUUAAAUCCAGACCUUGAUCAAUGUUGUAGAUUUAAGAAAUCGAGUCUUGUUUUUGAAAUGGAUUUGGGUACUGAUAAUGAUAUUGAUAUUGAGAUUGAUACGGAGAAGAAGCCCGAGUUUUGCACGCCAAAUGCUCCAGACCGUCAAUGUCAAACUUGUUAUGCCGGCCAUGUUCCAGCUUAUGGGCCUAGUAUGGAAGGAUUGCCUCAAGGUAAGGAUUUUAUGUUUUACUUUAAUCAGUGGAUACAAGAACCAAGCGAUCCAUGUCCCUUGGGAGGCAAGGCGCCAUACUCCAAUAGUAUUUCUCGUACAAAGGACAAGAUCAAUGCAAGUUACUUUAGAACCUCGCAUACACCAUUGCGAUCUCAAGAUGAUUUCAUUGCUGCUUAUAAGCAUUCUAUCCGCAUUGUUGAUGAAGUAAAAAAGUUUAUCCCCAGUUUGGACAUUUUUAGUUGGUCGCCUUUUUACGUUUACUUUGUACAAUAUGUCAAUAUUGUCAGUCUCACAUUUGGUCUUCUUACUGGAGCCAUUGGCAUUAUAUGGGCUGUGUGUACAGUUUUACUUGGGUCCAUCAGGUCUAGUACGGUAAUGACUAUAACCAUUGCUUCAAUAAUGAUCAAUAUGGGUGGUAUGAUGUCGCUUUGGGGUAUUUCGCUCAAUGCUGUUUCUUUGGUCAAUCUCGUCAUAUGCUGCGGUCUCGCCGUGGAGUUUACUAUCCAUAUAACUAGAGCGUAUACUGUUUCCAAAGUUUCGCUAUUCCAAGAUGAAUCUGAGGAGGCGAUGUACAAUAAUUUCAUAAACUACAAUAGUGUCAACUCCUCAUUGUCAUCUUCACUUCAAGAGCUUAACUCGCAACUCCGAUAUAGCAAGGCGUUCAAUGCAUUAGUGACCGUUGGUGGAUCAAUAAUUGGUGGAAUUACAAUUACCAAAUUGAUUGGAAUAACCAUAUUGGCAUUUACAAGGUCCAAGAUCUUCGAAGUGUACUAUUUCCGCAUGUGGUUUGCCUUGAUUGUCAUUGCCGCAGUACACUCGUUGGUAUUGUUGCCUAUUUUAUUGAGCUAUUUUGGGGACUUGAAUAAGCUGAACACUAUAGUGUACGAUGGUGGCCAAUUUAGUAGUGGAGUAGGAAUAGGAGGUGAAGAGUUUGCAAGGGACUUUGAGUCUGAAAGCAAUACCGACCUGUGA